This is a messenger RNA of Daucus carota subsp. sativus, 1656 nucleotides long. RefSeq names its product CBL-interacting serine/threonine-protein kinase 4. NCBI's taxonomy places the organism in Eukaryota, Viridiplantae, Streptophyta, Magnoliopsida, Apiales, Apiaceae. The record is from RefSeq and is a predicted model, not a curated record. Gene Ontology annotation, molecular function: protein serine/threonine kinase activity; ATP binding. The coding region runs from base 127 to 1431 and encodes 434 amino acids. Gene Ontology annotation, biological process: protein phosphorylation; signal transduction. The transcript has a single exon.
ACCAGCUUCACAUUCUAUAUUCCAUGCACUCCCCCUCCUGUCACUGUAUGCAUUCAUAGAAAUAUCAGCCUUGUAUUAUUUACACUACAUCGUCAAACUGUUCGCGAACUGCUCGACUCGUAAAUCAUGAACCGGACUUCUAGUUCUCUUCGAAGAACUAGCAGUAGCAGCGGAAGUGGAGGGAUAAUUCUCGAAAAAUAUCAGCUAGGCCAAAUUCUCGGACGUGGCAGCUUUGCGAAAGUCUAUAGAGCUCAAAAUUUGGGAGAUAAUUCGUCGGUUGCGAUUAAAAUUAUCGAAAAACCGGCGAAAUCUGAUCCUACCAUGGAGAAUUUGUUGGUCCGUGAAGUUGCGGCGAUGCGGAAGCUUAAUGAUCAUCCAAAUAUAUUAAAUCUUCACGAAGUCAUGGCUACGAAGUCGAAGAUUUAUCUGGUGAUGGAGCUGGCCGAAGGCGGUGAGCUUUUUGCGCAGAUAAGUCGUCGCGGUAAGAUGAAUGAGAGCGUGGCGCGGAGGUAUUUUCAGCAGCUGAUAUCGGCGUUACGUUUUUGUCAUGCUAAUGGUGUUGCGCAUAGAGAUUUGAAGCCGCAGAAUUUGUUGCUUGAUAAGCAAGGAACGUUGAAGGUUUCGGAUUUCGGGCUUUCGGCCUUGCCUGAUCAGGCUAAGAAUGGAUUGUUGUACACGGCUUGUGGGACUCCGGCUUAUACAGCUCCUGAGGUUGUUAGGAGAAGCGGUUAUGAUGGUGCCAAAGCGGAUGCUUUUUCGUGUGGGGUAAUUUUGUUUGUGUUUUUGUCAGGGUUUUUGCCUUUUGAUGAUGCUAAUUUGGGGAAUAUGUAUAAGAGGAUUUAUAAGAGGGAGGUUGUGUUUCCUAAUUGGAUUUCAAAGGGCGCGAGGAACGUGAUUUAUAAGUUGCUUGAUCCGAAUCCUAAUACGAGGAUGACAAUGGAGGGGGUGAUGAGUACUAAUUGGUUUAGCAAGUCGUUGAAGGUGGAGACAGAGGUGGAUAAAUUGGGGGUUUUGUUGGGUAAGGAUUGUAAGAAUGAUGGGAGUGUUAAUGCGUUUGAUAUAAUUAUGAUGUCGUCGGGGUUGGAUUUGUCAGGUCUUUUUGAAGCGGAUUUGAGUAAGAAGGAGAGGAGGUUUACUUCUAGAGGUUCGAUGAAGGAAAUUGAGGAAAGAGUUGGGAGAGUUAGUGAGGAAUUGGGGUAUAAAAUGGAGAAAGGAAAGGGUAGAGAGAUGGGGUUGGUGAAAGGGAAGAUUAUUCUUCUGGUAAGGAUUUUGGAGCUGGUAACAAAAAUGGGGCUUUUGAUGGUGGAAAUGGAAGUUAUUAGCGACGGUGAUGAGGUUGAGAAGGGUUGUGAUCAGUUGGAACAGUUUAAGGUCGGACUUGGAGACAUAGUUGUUUCUUGGCAUAAUAAUGAUGUUGUUGUUAACGGAUGAGAUAUUGCAAGAUUAACGUGCUGGAAUAGAGGGAUCUUGUUAGGGCGGUGACAAAUUGGCAGUGAUGGUGAGCUCCUGAUCUGCAUAAUUUGACAUGUACAUAUCUUGGUAGCGAUGAUCAAAGAUCUUAUCAGUUUUGUGAGCUUAGUUUGAUGGUGUAACGCCACAUAUAGUUUCAUGUUGUACAUUAAAAUUUGUUUAUAGUUCAAUUCUCUUUGUCUAGAA